UAAAAGGCAUUUACCUAAAUACUUUGUAAUUCAAAAUAAAUAAAAAAAGAAAAAAACCUCUUAAAGGCUAAAUAUUUAUAAAAAACAAAAUAAAAAUAAAAAUGAUUAAUAAUGAGACACGGUUUUUCGUACGCAGCUUUGUCCGUUUCUUGAAUAAACAAAUUGCGGACGGUCAGCUCGGCAAUGAUUCGGUCGAAUCUCUAGAGGUAGUUAUUCAGUGUUUAGAAAACGUGUAUGAAUUUAAUGACGAAACGGGAGCCGAUGAAAAGGAUAAUCCUAUAAAUAACUUUGAUUUGUACGAGUUGUAUAGUAGUACUUUACUGAAUGUUACACCUGAGCGAAAAGAAGAAGCUGAAAGCAUGAAAAACGAAGGAAAUCGGCUAAUGAAAGAAGAGAAGUAUCAAGAAGCUUUAAACAUGUAUAACAAAGCCAUUGCUUUGGACGCCACAAAUGCUGUUUUUUAUUGUAAUCGUGCAGCAGCAUUUAGUCGGAUUGGAGACUACAAUCGUGCCGCUGAAGAUUGUAAAAUGUCCUUAAAAUAUGAUCCAAAAUAUAGCAAAGCCUACGGACGACUUGGACUUGCUUAUUCUAAAAUGAAUAAGCAUGAACUGGCUUUAGAUGCAUAUAAAAAAGCUAUUGAGAUAGAACCAGAAAAUGUUGAUUAUCAAAAUAACAUGAAGGUAACAGAGGAACGCUUACAACAACAGCAAUCAGGAGCAGGGUCUAUUGGAGCAUCAGAAGGUUUAUUCCCUGGACUUAAUCCCAAUAUUGAUUUCGCAGCUGCUCUCAACAAUCCGGCACUUGUUCAAAUGGCGUCUCGAAUGAUGACUGAUCCUAAUAUUCAAAAUCUAUUAUCUCAGCUAAGUGGAAUGCAAAACGUUGAUUCAUUGGUUGAAACUGGACGCCAAUUGGCACAAAAUUUAGCCAGCCAAAACCCUGAUUUGAUAGCUAACAUAAGACGUCAAUUGGAUCCCGACAACAACUCAUCUAACAAUGAUAAUCAACCUCCUCCGGGAACUAACUAAUCUUUAUUUCGGUAAAAAUGGUACAUGAUUGCGAUUUAUCCUUUUCGCCCGGGAUUUAAUUCAUUUAAAAUUAAACUUAUGUUGUAAUUGCAGAAUAAAUACAUAGUAAAAUACAUACGUAUUGCACGCUAGUAAUUUCAAAAAUUGUGUUAAUAAAUAUUAUAUCUAUUCAAUGAUGCAAAAAGGAAUAAAAAUUAUUAGCUGACCCGUUA
This is a messenger RNA of Culicoides brevitarsis, 1237 nucleotides long. Its product is annotated as small glutamine-rich tetratricopeptide repeat-containing protein alpha-like. Gene Ontology annotation, cellular component: TRC complex; membrane. Bases 102 to 1025 code for a protein of 307 amino acids. The transcript has 5 exons. Lineage: Eukaryota; Metazoa; Arthropoda; Insecta; Diptera; Ceratopogonidae. The record is from RefSeq and is a predicted model, not a curated record. Gene Ontology annotation, molecular function: molecular adaptor activity; protein binding. Gene Ontology annotation, biological process: post-translational protein targeting to endoplasmic reticulum membrane.